Cordyceps fumosorosea ARSEF 2679 is the source of this 1785-nucleotide messenger RNA. Its product is annotated as Cys/Met metabolism, pyridoxal phosphate-dependent enzyme. Gene Ontology annotation, biological process: transsulfuration. The record is from RefSeq and is a predicted model, not a curated record. Gene Ontology annotation, molecular function: cystathionine gamma-synthase activity; pyridoxal phosphate binding. The transcript has a single exon. The coding region runs from base 1 to 1785 and encodes 594 amino acids. NCBI's taxonomy places the organism in Eukaryota, Fungi, Ascomycota, Sordariomycetes, Hypocreales, Cordycipitaceae.
AUGCCUGCAUAUUCUACAGUGCCGAAGCCCCCUUCGCUCGGCCACCGCGUGCCGGACCGGCCGCACGCCGUGUCGGUGCACCUCCCCCGGUGGCGCGACGUCGUCGACUUCUCCGCCGGCGACUCGCGCGUCCGCAGCGUGCAAAAGGGCGGCUACCCGCGCUCCUUCCUGCACGAAGCCAUCGUCACCGCGCACCGCGUCCUCGCGGAGAAGUUUGGUAGCGACGGCCAGUCUUGCCUGCUGUUCCCGACGCGCGCCUACGCCCUCGCCUGUGAGCGGUACCUCUGCGCGCCGCCGGACGGGUCCGCCGGCGUGGCCGCGCAGGAGGUCUCGGUCCGGCCGUUCAGCUUCGCCGUGGAGCAGCAUGCGGAUAGGAUGACGCUGCACGCCGCGUUCUUCCCGAAAGACAAGGCGAAGAACGCGAUGAUCUUUUGGCGGCUCACCGGCUGCGGCAUCUCGUCCCGCCUGGCGCAGGACAUGCUGCCCGGGCUGGAGUCGGUCUCAGUGGCCGACAGCGCGGCGGACACGCGCCUGCCACGGGAUGAGGCGUCGGAGAAGACCAUCCGGGAGCGGCUAGCCGGACUGUUGGACCGGGCGCCGGUGGACGGGCCGCGGGAGCAGCUGGUGCGGCCGGAGGACGUCUUCCUGUACCCGACGGGCAUGUCGGCCAUCUACAACUGCACCCUGGCGCUGGGCGGCGGGCUGCCCGGCGCGCAGAUGGUCGUCUUCGGCUUCCCCUACGAGCUGACGCUCAAGGUGCAGGAGGACUUUGCCAAGGCGUGCACAUUUUACGGCUUCGGCACGGACGAGGAGCUGGACCAGUUCGAGCACCUUCUCGCCUCCAAGGCGGCCGCCGCACCCCCGGGGGAGCCGCCGAUUCAGGCGGUGUGGUGCGAGUGCGCGUCGAACCCGCUGCUGCGGACGGUAGACCUGGACCGGGUGCGCCGGUUGGCGGACCGGUACGGUUUCGUGGUGGUGGUGGACGACACCAUCGGCAGCGCGGCCAACGUCGACGUGCUGGGCGUCGCCGACAUCGUCGCCACCUCGCUCACCAAGACCUUUAGCGGCUACGCCGACGUCAUGGGCGGCAGCCUUGUCGUCAACCCUUGUUCCGCGCACCACUCCCGCCUCCGGGCCCUCCUCCUCGACGGCACCAGCCACGGGACGCUGUACCGCACCGACGCGGCGCAGCUCGAGCGCAACAGCCGGGACUACCUCUCCCGCACCGCCAUCCUCAACCAAAACGCGUCCUACCUCGUCUCCCUCCUCUCCCCUCUCACCGCCUCCCACCACCCUCGCAGCCCUCUCUCCCACGUCUACCACCCCAGCACCUGCUGGUCCGCCGCCAACUACGCCGCCCGCAUGCGCGCCCCCACCGCCGACUUCGCCCCCGGCUUCGGGUACCUGCUGACGCUCGAGUUCUGCAGCGUGGAAGCGGCGGGGGCCUUCUUCGACGCGCUGCGCGUGUGCAAGGGGCCCUCGAUCGGCGCGCAGGUGACGCUGGCACUGCCGUACGUGCAGGUGGUGUUUGCGCAGGAGAAGGCGUGGGCGGCGCGGUACGGGCUGAGCGAGGCGAUCGUGCGCAUCUCGGUCGGGCUGGAGGACAAGACGGCGCUGGCGAUGGCGUGCCUGGAGGCGAUGCGCGCGGCGGACGCGACGGUCAACGGGGAGGACGGGGGGGAGGAGCGGGACGCGGCGGACGCGGCGGGCGUCGAGAUCGGAAGGGAGGCGGUCAUUUCCGGGCUCGAUUCGGCAUCUCUGCCGCCCCUCGUGCCGCAGAUCUAA